This is a messenger RNA of Aureococcus anophagefferens, 3621 nucleotides long. RefSeq lists its product as hypothetical. NCBI's taxonomy places the organism in Eukaryota, Pelagophyceae, Pelagomonadales, Pelagomonadaceae. The transcript has 3 exons. Gene Ontology annotation, molecular function: protein binding. Bases 1 to 3621 code for a protein of 1206 amino acids. The record is from RefSeq and is a predicted model, not a curated record.
AUGCUACUCGAGCCGCUCGAGGCGCGCGGCGUCGCCGUCGACGUCUUCCUCGCGUCCUACGGCUGCUGGGACCUCGUCGACGACGUCAGCGACGACCGCGCCGCGGCCUGGUGGCGCGACGUCAGGUCCUGGUACGGCGAUCACCGCGUCAAGUUCAGCGAGCCCGUGAAGCGGGCCAAGUUCCAGUCGCAGCAGACGACGAUCUCGCGCGGCCUCGACGCGGCGCUCGCGGCGGGCGAAAGCUACCGGUCGCUCAUCGUCUGGCGCUUCGACGUGGCGGCCUUCGCGCCCAUCGCGGGGCCGCCGGGCGCGACGCUCCACGGGCCGGACGUCGCGCCGACGGACUUUCUGCUGAGCGACGGCGACGAGGGCGGCCUCAUCAACGGCGACGUCGGCUGGACGCUGCCCUGGCGCUUCGCUUCCUGCUUCGCCGCCAUGCAGCGGCCGCCGACCUUCGACCUGGCGUCGGGCGCGCCGACGGGCAAGGGCUGCUGGGCGCCGGGCGCGGAGAGCGCGAACGGCGGCCAAUGCACGCAGCUGCUGGACGGCGUCAUGCGGCGGUCCGGGGCCAAGGGCCUGCGGAAGAACUGGCCCUGCUUCAUCGACGCCGCCCACCCGAAGCCGGCCUUCGCUCUGAGCGCCGGGUCCAUCGACCGCCGCGGGUCGCCGUUUUUGCUCAGCCGGUGGAUGGCGGACAACGGCCACGUCCUCGAGGCGGGCAAGCCCCCGAGGUGGCCCUGGCUCUGCCCGAAGCCGGCCAUCGUCCAGCGCUUCAGCGGCUCCCGCGACGGCGCGCUCUGCGCCUUCCUCAAGGCCGGCGAAGCCGACCUGCACUGCGACCAGGCGCACCUCCUCCGGGAGAUCUGCGUCCGGCUGCGGGGCGACGCGGAGAACUUCGCGGCCAUCGGGUGCGCGGGCAAGGCCGCCGCCGAGGACGCGCUGCGGCCGACCCGGAAGCAGGCCGCCCCCGCGGAGCCCGGGUCGAGCUCCCUGGGGCUGCGCUGCGCGCCGGGCUACCGCGCGGCCAUCUUCCAGGUCACGGACGACAAGCACUACGACCUCUGGAGCAUGUACGCGGCCGCGCGCGACUCGCUCGCGCUCGGCCUGCGGAGCCGCGCGCGCGAGUGCGGCUACGCCGUCGACGUCGUCCCGGGCUACGGGUCGCCCGCGGCGACGCGCGCGCUCGACGCCCUGGGCUACGGCGACGUCGCCAUCUUCGUCGGCGAGGCCAAGGAGCUCCAGUUCGCGAGCGACGCGUGCGACCGCGACGCCCGGGGCGUCCACGCGAUCCUCUACCAGACGGAGCCGCGGCCCCGGUUCGUCGCGCCCCCGGGCAUCGACGAGGUCUGGCACUACGCCAAGUCCCUCGCGGCGUCCGCGCCGCGGCCGCCGACCGCGCGGGGAAAACCGCUCGUCGUCCGCCACGCGCCCCCGGGCUUCGUGCGGCCGCCGGGCUUCGGCGCCGCCUGCGGCGCCGCACCGGCGAGUCCGGGCGCCUUCCUCUGGAUGGGGCGCCUGGCGCUCAGCGAGCGGCGGGCCUGCUACGCCGCGCUCGAGCGCAACGAAUUGUUGAAGGGCCGGCUCGCCCAGCGCUACGACGUCUGGACCGACGCGGCCUGGGACGCCGUCGCGCCGCCCUGCGCCGCGCGUCGGAACGUCUUCGUCAACUUCCACAAGCGCUGCGACGACGAAGGCGCGCCCCUCGAGGUCGUGCGCCUCGCGCAGCUCCUCUCGCGCGGCGCCGUCGUCGUCUCGCAGCGCGCGCACGCCGCGGACAUGGAGGACUACGCGGACCUCGUGCUCUUCGAGCCCGACUUCUUCGCCGAGGCCUGGUCGCCGCGGACCGCGGCCCUGCUCGGGGACGCGAGCGCGCUCGAGGCGUUCCGCGCGAGAGCCGCGGCGACGUUCGAGGCGCGCUUCGACCCCCGGGCGAUCCUCGAGCGCGCGGGCGCCUGGAACGCGACGGCCGCGCCGCGGACGGCGACGGCGGCGAGCUGCGCGUCCGUGAAGCGCGCCAAGGAGGCCGCCGACGCCGAGCGGCGGCGGCGCCGCCGCGACGACGUCGACGACCCCGACCGGCGCCGCGGGGACCUCGGCUCGCUCGCCCACAAGAUCGAGCACCUCCGCGGGGACCUGAAACGCAUGGCGCCGGGCGACCCGGCGCGGUCGCGGCUCGAGGCCCGCGUCGCGAGCCUCGAGGAGCGGCGCGAGACGCCCGAGGCCCGCCGACCCAUCCACGGGAUGCGUCGACGGCUCGUCGCGGCCGCGCUCGGGGCCGCCAUCGCCAGCGCACACUACCCGGGCGCGAACCGCGGCUAUCGCGGCAUGUCGGAGAAGGAACGGGUCGACUACUUCCACAAAAACGGCUACGAGUGGCCGCCGACGAGCACGCGCGGCUGGCCGCCGCAACCGGCGACGCCGUCCGAAGCCUAUCGCACGUCGCGCGACGAGAUCGAGGCCUGGAUCCGACGAAACCUGACGACCUACAAGGCGACGUUCGACGAGUGGGGCACGCUGUCGCAGUCGCGGCGCAUGCCCGCGUUCACGCGGAACGGCUUCGAGGUCUUCGACCUGUCGCACACGGCGAGCUACGCGGAGCUCGCGGCGAACUACGAACGGAACGUGAACGACCCCGCGGCCUUCGCGAACCUGCGGCCCGAGGGCAUGAGCUCCGGGUCGUCGACCGGGCGGCCCAAGUUCUACCACCAGGGCUCGCUGAACAAUCGGCUGCUGGACGAGCUGCGGCCGCGCAUGGAGGCCUGGGCGGGCGUCGAGCUGCGGAACGGCCAGGCCUACGGCGUGCGCGUCUACGGCAACGGCUCGACGCUCGUGAACCACAUCGACCGUUCCGAGACGCACGUCGUGAGCGCCAUCUUCCACAUCGACCACGACCUCGACCACCCCUGGCCUUUGGAGAUCGAGGACCACGACGGCGCCUGGCACCGCGUCGACCUGAAGCCCGGCGAGCUCUGCAUGUACGAGUCCGCGAAGCAGUACCACGCGCGCCUGCAGCCCAUGCGGGGCCGCGCGUACGCGUCGGUGUUCCUCCACUGGUUCCCGAAGCACGGCUGGAACUGGACCAUGUGGGACACGCACGUCAGCGUGCCCGCCGAUUUCGAAGCGAAGCGGCCCGGGGACGCCGCGCGCGCCGCGGUCGUCGACGCGGCCGGCGCGCCGCCGUUCCUCCGGGCCUACGAGUCCUACUGGCGCGGCCGGGGCUUCGCGGCGCCGCGGCUCCACCGGGGCAUCGAGGACCCCGUGCAGUCCUACGACGACGACGCGCUCGUCCCGCUGACGAGCGCGGCGCGCCACGAGGCGCGGCGCGCCAACGGCGCGCGGCUCCGGGAGUUCGCCAAGGACGGGCGGCUCGACGACGCGCGGAAGGCGCUGCGGGACCUCGACAACGUCGACGUCGACGCCGCGGACGACAACGGCUGGGCGCCCAUCCACGAGGCCGCGCGCCGCGGCGACGAGGAGAUCCUGGGGCUGCUCGUGGCGCGAGGCGCGGACGCGCGGAAGCGCACGAAGGGCGGCGACGACGCGCUCGCCCUCGCGCGCGACGCGCACGGGCCGGACCACGCCGCCGUCGCCUACCUCGCCCGCGUCCAUAGCGAGCUCUAA